Messenger RNA from Necator americanus (New World hookworm), 3030 nucleotides. RefSeq lists its product as uncharacterized. Gene Ontology annotation, biological process: carbohydrate metabolic process; hyaluronan catabolic process; protein processing. Gene Ontology annotation, cellular component: plasma membrane. The record is from RefSeq and is a predicted model, not a curated record. Lineage: Eukaryota; Metazoa; Nematoda; Chromadorea; Rhabditida; Ancylostomatidae. Gene Ontology annotation, molecular function: hyalurononglucosaminidase activity; metalloendopeptidase activity. The transcript is spliced from 28 exons. The coding region runs from base 1 to 3030 and encodes 1009 amino acids.
AUGGUCGUGGUGAUACUUGUGAACUGCUACCGUACUCUUAUCUACUCGCGGCAAGAUUUCAACAUCGCUAAUUUCUUGAAAUCUGAUUUGGCUGCACAUCUGCAAGUGGUGGAAACCAAUAUCACCGACAAAAUCAAGGAUAAGAAUUCUGCUGGGCUUGGUAUCAUUGAUUUAGAGGAAUGGCGUCCUCUUUUCAGUGAGAAUGGAUAUAACAAAAAGCGGGUGUAUCAGAAUGAGUCAAUCAAGCUUGUCACAGACCCUAGCCUUUCCGAGGAGGGAAAAAGAAAGAAAGCGGAAAAGAUGUUCAACAACGCUUCUAUGCACUUCUUCGUCCAAACAAUUGAAAAAGCACGAAAACUUCGUCCUCAUGUUAAAUGGGGAUUCUAUGGCUUUCCCUACUGUAACUACAAUGCUGGAGUGAAGGAAGACGAUUAUGAGUGCUCGCAAACGUAUAAGGACUGGAAUAAUCAAAUGAUGUUCAUCUUCAACAAAAGUGAUGCUCUGUAUCCUUCAAUAUAUCUAGGACCCAACGAUAGGAAAAAUCACAGUCGUAGUGACCGAUAUAUACAGGCAAUUCUGACAGAAGCACGAAGAAUUUCCCACAUGUUCUCGCCUCCGUUGCCCAUUUACGCGUAUAUAAAGAUUGAAUACGAUCCACUAAACAACCAUAACGACUUCUAUUCCGAUGAAGACUUAUGCACAACGAUCAAGAAGCCGGCUGAUAUGGGAAUAGAUGGUAUCAUCUUCUGGAGCAGCAGCAAAAACAUAACUCAACGUUGUGCUUUAAUUAAAGGCAAAAUGGAUACGAGUGUUGGACCGCAUACUAGUGAUACGAUAACGGGGCACAAAUCUUGUCGAAGCAACUUGUGUAGUGGCAAUGGCAGAUGUAUCUCGAAGCAGAAUACAACGUGCAUCAGCAGCCAAGUCUACACUGUUAAUAUCAAUGAUUAUAAAUGUGAAUGUGACUACGGCUACACAGGCGAUGACAACUCGACGAACUAUGGAACAUCGGCAGGCUAUGAAAUCGCAUCAGACAUGCUCAGAAACUCCAUAAACUUCUCGGUUGAUCCUUGCGUAGAUUUUUUCGAGUUUGCAUGCGGCAACUGGUUAGCGAACCAUCCGAUUCCUAAAGACAAGAGCAGUUAUUCACUAACUGACUAUCUCUCUGAUAAAGUGAAGAAAGAAAUGCGAGGAAUAUUUGAAUCAAAGGAAAUAUUUGGUUCAAAGGCGAUGAACGCUCUGAAAGCCGUGUACACCAAAUGCAUGAACAAGGAGGAGUUGAACGCCAUUGGCUCCAAACAACUGCUGAAGAGGAUCAAGAACUAUGGUGUGUGGCCGAUAUUGGAUGGUGAUCACAAAUGGCGCGAGGAGGAUUUUGAUCUGACUUCUCUUCUGGCCCACGCCGUAGAAAGGGUGGAUGUGUUCAUCACUAUCUAUGUCGAUUUCGAUUGUUGGAACGUCUCGCGUAAGCUCAUCAAGAUUGACCAAAGUGACCUUGGACUGGGACGUUCCACCCGCGAUUACUACUUGGAUAAGGAAAAACAUGAGGCGAAGAUCACUGCGUAUAGGACGCUCCUCAUCAACAUGAUAACACUCCUCCUCAAAGACUCUAACCAACAUAACAACGUGACAAAAAUAGCCCAAGAUGUUGACGAAAUUAUUGACCUCGAGACAAAAUUAGCAAAAAUUCUUGUUCCGGAUAAGGACCGAAGAAAUCAUAGCGAGAAAUGUAAUCGUCGUCGACUCAACGACUUGGAAGAAUUGAUGCCCAUGGUGAACUGGACAAGAUACUUUCAUUCUAUCGCGCCCCCCGUUGUCCACGACUAUCUCGCUUCGAAUCCAGAAAUUAUCAUCACGGAAGUUGAUUUCAUGAAAAGAGUCACGAAUCUCUUGCAAUCGACGGAUCCUCGAAUUAUAACCAACUACAUCUACAUGCGCUAUUCAUUAGCUUGGAGGUUAGAGCUGGGAGAGCGUUACGAAGACAUUCAUCAGGAGUUUGAUAGUUUAAUGUACGGAAAAAAACAAAAAGCCCCAAGGUGGAAAGACUGCACUAGUAAUACCAUGGACAUAAUGAAGUACGCAGCUGGAGCAAUGUAUGUGAGGAAAAAGUUCGAAAAGGUAUCAAAAAAUUUGACUUUGGAAAUGAUCGACGAUCUGCAGGAAGCAUUCCACGAGAUGGUUACUACCAAUGAGUGGAUGAAUAAGCGGACGAAGAAUAAUGCUCUAAACAAAGCGAAACAGAUGCUUCGCCAAAUCGCUUACCCGGAUUUCAUUCUCGAUGAUGCAAAACUAGACGACUAUUACAGUGGAAUUUCCAUGAAAGAGACCGACUCCUACAGCGAAAUGGUGCAGAAAAUUAUAAGAUGGAACAUUGAAUUUAAUUACAAACGGUUGAUUAAACCAGCAGACCGAACUGAGUUCGAUUUUAAUGCAGCUGAUGUGAACGCCUACUAUGACCUGACGACUAAUUCUAUCAAAUUUCCUGCUGCCAUUCUUCAAGCUCCUUUCUUCCAUCACACUUUCCCGAGAGCUCUAAACUAUGGCGCUAUAGGAGCGAGACGGCAGUUCGACGCUGAUGGUAAUCUCAAAGAAUGGUGGGAUGCUGAAGUGAAAAAGAAGUUUGAAGAACGAAUUAAAUGUAUUAUCAACCAAUACGGAAAACUUGAAGUGCCUGGAACUGGUCUCAAAGUAAACGGUAAACUCACACAAGGUGAAAACAUCGCUGACAACGGAGGCGUAAGACAAGCUUUCAGGGCCUACAAAAACUACCUCCGAAAGCAUGGGGAAGAAAAGCGUAUCAAGGGAUUUGAGAAAUACAGCAACGAGCAAAUAUUUUUCCUUGGAUUCGCUUUGAGCUGGUGCGGCCACACAACACAUGACCACAUGAUAAAUCUGCUACUUACUGAUCCGCAUUCUCCUGACCGUUUUCGAGUGAACCAAGUGUUAGCCAACCAGCCCGAGUUCGCUGCAGCCUACCAGUGCGAUGUGGGCACUCCAAUGAAUCCUGUCGAGCGCUGUGCUGUGUGGUAG